This is a messenger RNA of Gryllus bimaculatus (two-spotted cricket), 360 nucleotides long. Lineage: Eukaryota; Metazoa; Arthropoda; Insecta; Orthoptera; Gryllidae. The record is from the annotation of a GenBank genome assembly.
AUGUGGCGUGUUAACGAGGGCGAACCGUUUGGUUGGACGGGGUUGUGCCUUAAGCGCGGGAGGGCGGAUACACAACUACACACGGAAGGAAACAGCCCUCCCACGGCAUACACAGCAACGGGCAAUGAACAGACGCCACAAGGCAGAAACAGAAGAGGCACUGCAGUCGACGCCAAAACGGGGCUACAUGGGCCUUAUCAUGAGGAGGCUACAAAUCACCAGGAGCAGGCAACGCAGGCAGAAGGAAGCAAAACGAAGCCUCCUGGCGAGCACGAGCGCACUCGCUCGCUUACCACUCUGCGCGACGGCGGCCCAAAGCUCACUCUCAACCAUACGAGUGAAAGAGGACAGUGGUUCUAA